GACACCCGAACUCUUUACAGCACCCUGGCCCUGCUGCUGCUACUCCGCUCAGCAGCAAUGCAUGAUGAUGGCUGGUCCAUGAAGGUUCCAGCGGAGGUCCGGGCUAUAGAGGGCUACCCGGUGGUGCUGCCCUGCUCCUUCACACACCCUCACAACACCCAUCACUCUUCCAUGCACGUGGUGUGGCGACUGGGUCACAGCCACACAGGCACAGUGCUGUUCCGCUGCUCGAGCCUCAACGGCAGCCAGUACUGCCAUCCUGGACCGAACCAGGACCAGCGCUACCGCCUGGAGGGAAACCACCGGGAACAUGACCUGUCACUGCGCAUUAACAGCGCAGCCCUGCAGGACAAUGGCCGGUACUACUGUCGUGUGGAGCUACCAGGACAACCGCAUGGCAGCUAUGAGAAUAAAAUGGGGACGCGGCUAAGAGUGGAAGCUCCUCCACGUAUCCUCAGCUUGUCCAUAGAAGGCAGCAUGGACACUGGUCUCAAAGCUCGGUGUAAGGUUCAGGGUUCACCCCUGGCAGACGUCCAGUGGAUGGGUCCAGAUGACGUUUUUGAAGGGGAUAUUGGAUUCCCAAUCCCUCAGGAGGCUCCAAGUCAGCACUGGGUCACGAUCCAUCUGCUGGACGUCCAGCCAGGGGGGCAAUACACCUGUACUGCUUCAAACCCUCUUGGUAAAGAUCAGGCCCUGGUGUAUAUUCUACCCCCAAGCCCAGAGAAGACCAUCAGCAAGAGCAACUCUACAGCCCUGCCACUGAUGCUCGGGUUAGCAUUAGCAGCUAAAGUGCUACUAGCCUUGGGUCUUGGAGCCUGGAUAGUUAACCCAUUAAACUCAAAGGAACCACCAGAAGCACCAGAUUUUCCUUCUUCACUCUCAUAACCAUAUGACUUGCAUACAGAGAUGGGUAUAGUACACUGUAAACUGCGAACAUAACUUUGAGAAAGGUGGGAACAACUCACUUCAGCAAAUUAGUUAAUUAAUAUCAAGCAAAGUCUACAAAUUGAUUCUAACUUUAGUAAAAUGAUCAUUCUAAGUUAAAGAAGUACAGGGUAAUUCAAACCAAUCACAAUCCAAUUGAAAGAGGGGGUCAUAGAGUUUCUGACUGUCACUGAAAUAUGGCUCCCUUCAGUCUGUGAGGAGACCCCAGUGACCCCUGAGCAGAAACCGUUCUGCGUUCUGCGUUCCACUUCAAUAAGACUGAAUCCAUCAUAAAUGCAGCGUGAUAUUUGGUUAGCAGCUCAGAGUGUUCAUUGUUGCAUGACACUGGAUGAUCUCCGAAGUUGCACUGAAAGAGCUGUGAGUGCAGCGACACCUGACAUGCUCAAUCGAGUAUGGAAUAAAUUUGACUAUGGCGGAAGGUUCAUA
Molecule: messenger RNA, 1371 nt
Organism: Pygocentrus nattereri (red-bellied piranha)
Lineage: Eukaryota; Metazoa; Chordata; Actinopteri; Characiformes; Serrasalmidae
Product: V-set and Ig domain-containing protein
Exons: 3
Coding region: 58-885 (275 amino acids)
Biological process (GO): regulation of osteoclast development; regulation of bone resorption; regulation of actin cytoskeleton organization
Cellular component (GO): plasma membrane
Source: RefSeq, a predicted model, not a curated record